This is a messenger RNA of Exophiala oligosperma, 1993 nucleotides long. RefSeq lists its product as uncharacterized. The record is from RefSeq and is a predicted model, not a curated record. NCBI's taxonomy places the organism in Eukaryota, Fungi, Ascomycota, Eurotiomycetes, Chaetothyriales, Herpotrichiellaceae. The transcript has 3 exons. Bases 132 to 1805 code for a protein of 557 amino acids.
GCAAUUCAGCCUCCAUACCGGCACCAACAACUUCUUUCCAUCGUUUCUCGCGCUUGCCUAACAACUAAUUGAUACCCAACCUUACUUGAUUGUGCAUUUCAUCAGCCCGAGGCAGGCGCGCCCGUGCAGCAAUGCCUCCAAGUGCUACAGCCAGAAGAGGACCAAGUGUUCUAGUUCAGGAUCCGCGUGAGGGCAGACCAACCCUUUCAAGAAGACAGCCCUCGCGAUUCAUAACGGUCGAUAGUGUCCUCCAAUAUGCUUCCGAUAUUCCGUCCGCUCAACAGAGACAACCUCAACGACCAAAAGUUUUUAGGACAGGCUCGGGGAACCCUGUCGAACCGAGACUCACCGGUCGUGUGAUCAAUCCUCGCGGGCCAGCCAGGUCUACUAAGAAAUCCGAAAAGCUAGUCCUUUUGCCGGAAGCCGAUGAAGAAGAGGAUGAAAAGGGCGACUUCGGUCUCGAUUCCGAUAGAGGCCCGCCUCGGGACGACGAAGACUUCAGAAGACCCGGAAGAGAAGGCGUGAAGAGUUAUGCAGAAAGAUUACCGAAAGCCAGAAGAACGGAGAAAGAAUUGCCUCGAGUGACUGCCUAUUGCACCGCUCAAGCAUACAAACUACAGUCCGUGGCGACGUUUGUGCGACAACGACAUGGUGCACGAGCCAAACUCUACGACGAUUGCUUAUAUUGCGCCUACCAUUUACCCUUACUGCCAGGCAUUGAGGGUUAUCGGUUACGAAGUAGUCCGCCGGUAAAGAGCGCAAAAGGUGGAACGGUUUUGGACGAGGCUAUCGAGCGCAGUGAACAGAGAGACUAUCGGGGUGCAUACUAUGCUGAGGAGGAGGAACAACAUUCAGUGAGAGGGCACUAUACUCCAGAAGAACACUCCUCUGAAUCAAGACAUGAUGACGGUGAGCUCGAGAGGCCACGGCUGAACGGCGAACGACGGGGCAGCAAUCAGUCUCAGAGAUCAAACAGCCCUGGUCCUACAGGUGUGCCUGUUGACGCCUAUCGUUUUGCAGAAAUGUUCGUGUUGGAUUAUGGUGUGGUCGUAUUCUGGAACUUCACUGAGAGACAGGAGAAAGAUAUCCUGGCCGACUUUGCCUUUUCGACCACCGUAGACCCCGUCACCAACGUGGUGUCACCCCUUCCUUUGACCACCAAUGCUUUGGACGAAGAAGACUUCGAAACCGAAGAGUUCCAUUUCGAGUACAACAACGAAAUCUCGCGGCCUCGAGUAUACAACGAUAUGAUAACUCUCCGCAGCGGCGACCAUAUGAUCAAGCUUGCAAUCAGCCACGCCAUUGCGCAAAGUACCAAGCUGAGCUAUUUCGAAGAGAGGAUGGCCGCGCAGAUGGAAGAGGCCAAGGAUGUGCCAGGCAGGUUAGCGAAGACCGGAGAACUCGGGUUGAAGCGAGAAGAAGUCAUCAAACUACUGGGCGGCCUCUUCAAAAGCCGAGUUGAGGUCAAUUUAUCCUCCAAUGUCCUCGACGUUCCCAACCUGAUCUGGGAUAGUGAGCCGACGCUACAUCCUCUCUACAAUGCCGUCCGGGAGUAUCUCGAAAUCAAGCCCCGGAUUCAAGUGCUCAACGAGCGAUGCCGCGUGUUUCUCGAUCUGGCCGAGGUUUUGUCGGAUUAUAUUUCUGAUGACAAGAUGUCGAGGAUCACCUGGAUAAUCAUUGUGCUCAUCUGUAUCUCUAUUCUGGUUACGUGCUCGGAAGUGUUCCUUCGGUUUGGAAUGCUCAGCACAAAAGGACCCCAGGUGGCCAAGGCUCUACCAGUGCUAUCACUUGGCAGUGAACUGUGAAAGGAGUUGAUGGUUUGAUCAUUGGUUCAGCGUAUUGCGUAUAUAUCACACUAGCACGGUGUUUGGGGGUUGUUUUUGAGAUCACACAGCCCGAGAAUAUCAAAUCAAAUCUCUUGUCCCUGGGACUGCUUGCCCACUCAUGAUAAGCGACAUCCCUUGACAUUACGGACCGCCAGAGUGCUACCUCG